AUGACUGUACCUGGGCAAGGUCGGCCAGCUGCUGAGGAACACACAAAGAAGAGGCCCUUCUCUCUGUGGUGGAACUACUAUCUAGCAAGCAACAGAAAAGGCCCGGGAACAGUCAGUAACAUGAGAGGCUCCUCACACUCCCAGAAGUCCCUAUCGGUGAGCAACUCCAGCAGGGUGCGGGUGCAAAGUCCAUCUCCUUCCCGCUGUAAGGGAUCCUCCUACAGCCGCGGUCGUAAUGGGUACCAGGGUGGUGUGUCUGCUGUUGAGGUUGGCACAGAGAUCCACCAGCAGCAUGCAAACGAGAAGGAGGAAAUGCAUGAGGUGAAUGUUCGCUUUGCCGGUUACAUUGGGAAGGUGCAGGCCCUGGAACUGAGGAAUGGCCAGCUGCAGGCAGAGCUGGCCGCACUGCAGGGCCGCUUCAAGGGAGGCCCUGGUGGUCUCGGAGAAGAGUAUGAGAUCAAGUUCAAGGAGAUGAGGGACCUGAUUGAGGCCCUGACUGCACAAAAGGGCGCAGCUGACAUUGAGAGGGGUUACAUCGAGGAGGAGAUAGACGUGUGGAGGCUCAAACUGGAGGAGGAGAUGGCCCUCAAAGAGGCGGCUGAGAUGAUCCUGCUAGAGUUCCGUCAGGAUGUGGAUAAUGCCACGCUGCAGAAAGCCGACCUGGAGAGGUGUGUGGAACAGCUGCUGGCCGAGAUUGAGUUCUUGAAGAAGCUGCAUGAGGAAGAGGUGGCUCUUCUCAUGAAGCAGAUUGAGGAUUCCAAGGUCACUGUGGAGCUGGACUCAAACCGGCCUGACCUGGCUGCCUACCUGCGCAACAUGCGUGCUGAGAUUGAGGCCGUGGCUGCUCGCAAUGUCCAGGAGGCAGAGAAGUUGUACAAGGGCAAAUUCGACACACUGAAACAAACAGCUGGCAAACAUGAGGACCAGAUGAAGACCAUGAAGGACGAGAUCACCACCUUCCACAGUCAGGUGACUGAACUGCAGAAUCAGAUUGAUGGCCUGAGAGCCAGUAAUUCUGCUCUGGAAGCGCAGCUGGAAGGCAUGGAGGCAAAUCACCAAGACAAGGUGGCAGGACUGGAGGACAUCAUUGAUCAACUGGAGAACCAGCUCUGUGAGACCAAGAUGGAGAUGAGCAAAUACAUGCAGGACUACCAAGAGCUGCUGCACAUCAAGCUGAAGCUCGAUGCUGAGAUCGCCACCUACAGGAAACUGCUGGAAAGCGAGGAGAAGAGACUGGGAAUCUCUACAGAAGGCGAGAGCCACCCAGCCAUCCAGGAAUCUGCCUAA
Clupea harengus (Atlantic herring) is the source of this 1287-nucleotide messenger RNA. Its product is annotated as glial fibrillary acidic protein-like. Gene Ontology annotation, biological process: intermediate filament organization. Gene Ontology annotation, cellular component: cytoplasm; intermediate filament. The transcript is spliced from 4 exons. Bases 1 to 1287 code for a protein of 428 amino acids. The record is from RefSeq and is a predicted model, not a curated record. Gene Ontology annotation, molecular function: structural constituent of cytoskeleton. Lineage: Eukaryota; Metazoa; Chordata; Actinopteri; Clupeiformes; Clupeidae.